Messenger RNA from Miscanthus lutarioriparius, 2283 nucleotides. The record is from the annotation of a GenBank genome assembly. NCBI's taxonomy places the organism in Eukaryota, Viridiplantae, Streptophyta, Magnoliopsida, Poales, Poaceae.
AUGCCGCCGGCGCGGAGGCCUCCACCGCGCCUCCCCAACCACAGCAUCGCCGCCGCACCCACGCUCCUCCUCCCUCUCCUUCUCCUGCUCCUCCUCUCCCCACCAGCCGCCACCGCCGCGCAGCACCACCGCCACCACACCACAGGCGACGGCGUCGUCAUCUCCCAAGCCGACUACCAGGGCCUGCAGGCCAUCAAGCACGACCUCUCGGACCCCUACGGCUUCCUGCGCUCCUGGAACGACAGCGGCCUCGCGGCCUGCUCAGGCGCAUGGGCAGGCAUCAAAUGCGUCCUGGGCAGCGUGGUGGCCAUCACGCUCCCCUGGCGCGGGCUCGGGGGCACGCUCUCCGCGCGCGGCCUCGGGCAGCUCGUCCGCCUCCGCCGGCUCAGCCUCCACGACAACGCCAUCGCGGGGCCCGUCCCGCCCUCGCUCGGCUUCCUCCCGGACCUCCGCGGCCUCUACCUCUUCAACAACCGCUUCUCGGGCGCCCUCCCCGCCUCCAUCGGCGCCUGCGUCGCGCUGCAGGCGUUCGACGCCAGCAACAACCGCUUGACCGGCGCAAUCCCCGCCGCCGUUGCCAACUCCACCAGGCUCAUCCGCCUCAACCUCAGCCGGAACGAGUUUUCUGAUGUCAUCCCCGUGGAGGUCGUCGCCUCCGCGUCGCUCAUGUUCCUCGACCUCUCCUACAACAACCUCUCCGGACCCAUCCCCGACGCCUUCGCCGGAUCCGACAAGUCGCCGUCUUCCACCUCCAAGCUCGUCCUCGAGGAUGACGACAGCAGCAGCAACGACAAGGAGGCCAUCACCGGGAGCUACCAGCUCGUCUUCCUCAGCCUGGCGCACAACUCCCUCGACGGGCCCAUCCCGGAGUCCCUCACCAAGCUCACCAAGCUGCAACAGCUCGACCUCGCCGGCAACAUGCUCAACGGCACCAUCCCGGCGCAGCUCGCCGCGCUCUCCGACCUAAAAGCGCUCGACCUCUCCGGUAACACUCUCGCCGGCGAGAUCCCGCCAGGGCUCGACAACCUCACCGCGACGCUCCAGUCCUUCAACGUCUCCUACAACAACCUCUCCGGCGCGGCGCCGUCCUCACUGGCGCGCAAGUUCGGGGAGCCCGCGUUCACGGGGAACGUCCUGCUCUGCGGGUACUCUGCCUCCACGCCCUGCCCGGCGUCCCCGUCCCCCGCGCCGGCGUCGCCCGGGGAGGAACCACGCGGGCACGGAGGCCGGAAGUUCAGCAGGAAGGAGCUCGUGCUCAUCGUCGCCGGGAUCGUCGUCGGCGUACUCGUCCUGCUGCUCCUCUGCUGCCUCCUGCUCUGUUUCCUGAGCAGGAACAAGAGGUCUUCCAGCACUACUGCUGCUGGAACACGGAGCGGGAAGCAGGCGGCCAAGGAAGCCGGUGGUGCUGGCGCUGGUGCCGCGGCGGCCGGGCGCGGCGAGAAGCCCGGGUCCGGCGCAGCGGAGGUCGAGUCCGGCGGGGACGUGGGCGGCAAGCUGGUGCACUUUGAUGGGCCGCUGGCGUUCACGGCCGACGACCUGCUGUGCGCCACCGCGGAGAUCAUGGGGAAGAGCACCUACGGCACGGUGUACAAGGCCACGCUGGAGGACGGCAGCCUCGUGGCCGUCAAGCGCCUCCGGGAGAAGAUCACCAAGGGACACAAGGAAUUCGAGGCUGAGGCGGCGGUGCUGGGACGGAUUCGCCACCCCAACCUGCUGGCGCUCAGGGCAUACUACCUGGGGCCCAAGGGUGAGAAGCUACUCGUGUUCGAUUACAUGCCCAACGGCAGCCUCCACUCGUUCUUGCACGAGUUUCAGCAAAUGCUUCUUGAUUCAGGAAUUGUAAGACUGACAGAACUGGGUUUAGACCUGUCAAAAAUCCUGUCAGUCAGAGCCAGCGCCAAGACGGACGUGUACAGCCUGGGCGUCAUCAUCCUGGAGCUGCUGACGGGCAAGUCCCCUGCCGACAGCACCAACGGCAUGGACCUGCCGCAGUGGGUGGCGUCCAUCGUCAAGGAGGAGUGGACCAGCGAGGUGUUCGACCUGGAGCUGAUGCGCGACGCCGCCGCCGCGGCGGGCACCACCGCCGGGGACGAGCUCAUGGACACGCUCAAGCUCGCGCUGCACUGCGUGGACCCGGCGCCGGCGGUCAGGCCCGAGGCACGCGAGGUGCUGCGGCAGCUCGAGCAGAUCAGGCCCGGCCCUGAGGGCGGUGCAGGGCCGAGCGAGGAAGGUGGCGCCGCGCAUGUGCCGGCGGCUUCUGCUUCUGCAGGAGAUGAUGAGUAA